Messenger RNA from Polypterus senegalus (gray bichir), 1082 nucleotides. RefSeq names its product sulfotransferase 6B1-like. The coding region runs from base 89 to 997 and encodes 302 amino acids. Gene Ontology annotation, cellular component: cytoplasm. The record is from RefSeq and is a predicted model, not a curated record. The transcript has 7 exons. NCBI's taxonomy places the organism in Eukaryota, Metazoa, Chordata, Cladistia, Polypteriformes, Polypteridae. Gene Ontology annotation, molecular function: sulfotransferase activity. Gene Ontology annotation, biological process: sulfation.
UUUAAAGUGAAAGUGAGGUACCGCUUAACCACAUCUGCCUGUGGGAAAAAUUCAUUCUCACCUCUCAAGAACAAAUCCAGCAUCUAACAUGGAUAGAAGCACUAUUUUCAAAGAGUUCGAAGACAUGGCAGAGAAAGUGAAACAAUUGCAACCAGAAGAGAAACAGUUUAUGUAUAAGGGAACCCUGUAUCCUUCACCACUAACUUCUCCGGAAAACUUACAGGCUGUGGACAAAUUUGAAGCCAGGGCAGAUGACAUUUUACUGGUGUCAUAUCCAAAAUCUGGAUUUAACUGGAUGUUUCACAUCUUAAACAGUCUUGCUUUUGCUGCUGGUAUAAUCGAAAAGGAACAUGCACAUCUGCCACUUAUGCUGGAAUUUUUAAAACCCGAAAAUCUUCAGGCUAUUUCCAGCAUGCCUUCUCGAAGAAUCCUGGGAACACAUUUACAUCCUGAUAAUCUUCCAAAAUCAUUCAUUGAGAAGAAAGUUAAGAUUUUGGCUAUGUUACGAAAUCCCAAAGAUGUUAUCGUUUCUUACUUCCAUUUCCAAAACAACAACCCUGUUAUAGGAUUAUGUUAUACAUGGAAUGAAUUCUUCUGUAGAUUCCUAGAGGGAAAAGCUUUCUAUGGCUCCUACUUUGACUACAUAUCAGCUUGGAACAAGAAGGUCAACGAUGAAAAUGUGCUUGUCGUAAUAUAUGAAGAGCUGAAAAAAAACAUGUCCGAAGAAAUUAAGAAAAUUGCCAAGUUCUUGAAUUUCACACUUACUGAUGAGCAGAUCCAGUCAAUAUGCAGUAUGAGUACAUUUAAAUCAAUGAAGGAAAACUCUAGGAAUACUCAUGGUGAAAUGGGCAAUAUUUUAUUCAGGAAAGGUGAUAUUGGUGACUGGAAAAAUUGUUUGACUGAAGAACAAAGCAAGGCUAUAGAUGACAAAUUUGAGAAGCACCUUUUAGGAACAAAGAUUGGAGACCUUCUGAAAUAUGAUGAAUAUUGUAAAUGAAUAUACAAAUGGGAAAUCCUCUGUGUUGAUCAUAUUAUAUUUUACUUACAGUACUCUGUUUUUAAACUAUAAUGUUAUAAUGAUU